Messenger RNA from Penicillium cinerascens, 867 nucleotides. RefSeq names its product prohibitin subunit PHB2. Gene Ontology annotation, cellular component: mitochondrion; membrane. The record is from RefSeq and is a predicted model, not a curated record. Bases 1 to 867 code for a protein of 288 amino acids. The transcript is spliced from 5 exons. Gene Ontology annotation, biological process: mitochondrion organization. NCBI's taxonomy places the organism in Eukaryota, Fungi, Ascomycota, Eurotiomycetes, Eurotiales, Aspergillaceae.
AUGUCUCAGAAUCAACGGGAGGCCUGGGAGCGCGUGCAGCUCAUGCUGCAGAAGCGCAAGGGUAACUUUGGCGGCUUCCCCGGCGGGGGUGGCCGCGGCGGUAUGGGUCUGGCCGGCACUCUGAUCAUUCUCGGUAUCGGCACCUGGGCAGCCUCAAAUGCGCUUUUCAACGUGGACGGUGGUCACCGCGCUAUCAAGUACUCGAGACUGAGUGGUGUGCGCAAGGAAAUCUACAGUGAAGGUACUCAUAUUCGCAUUCCCUGGUUCGAGACCCCCAUUAUCUACGAUGUCCGCGCCAAACCACGCAACAUUGCCUCCUUGACCGGCACCAAGGAUUUGCAGAUGGUCAACAUCACUUGCCGUGUUCUGUCGAGACCCCGCGUCGAUGCUCUGCCUCAGAUCUACCGUACCCUCGGUCAAGACUUUGACGAGCGUGUGCUUCCCUCGAUCGUGAAUGAGGUCUUGAAGAGCGUUGUGGCUCAGUUCAACGCCAGCCAGCUCAUCACUCAGCGUGAGAACGUUGCCCGUCUGGUCCGUGAGAACCUGGCCCGCCGCGCCGCGCGCUUCAACAUCGCUCUGGACGAUGUCUCUUUGACUCAUCUGACCUUCUCUCCCCGAAUUUACCGCCGCCACAAGGCCCGCCAAGAGAAGCAAGCCUUCAUUGUUCGCGCACAGGGUGAGGCCCGUUCAGCCCAGCUCAUUGGUGACGCGAUCAAGAAGAGCAAGAGUUACAUCGAGCUGCGCAAGAUUGAGAAUGCCAGACAGAUUGCCACUAUUCUCCAGGAGAGCGGCGGCAGGAACAAGCUGUACCUUGACAACCAGGGUCUAGGCUUGAAUGUCCACGCAUCGACCGAGGAUGGCAACUAA